GUUGUUUUCCCUUUUCGAGCAAAACAAUUUAAAAUUUGGAAAGAAUAAUUAAUAAAGUCUAUUUAAAAUCGCGUUUCGUGGAUAAAAUUGUGUAUUUUUGUAGUUGAGUGCUCUAAGCGCUCGAUUAACAUUACUAGGUCACUUUUAGGGUCUUUUUGGGUUUCUUUUUCAGGUUUUUUUCUCAACUUAAAAUUUUUGUUCCUUUAAAAUAUUUUUUUUUUCUCAAAAAUUAUCGAAAUAUCAUUCAAAAAUUAAUUAAUGUGUGAUUAAAAUCGUGUAAUAUAAAUGAUAAAAUAAAACGACAUUCAUCAUGAAUAUGCAAACAAUCCAGAACGAUGCUGAUCUACAAUUAUUAUAUGCUCCACUUUUACUGUAUCUCAAGCCAUUGGCAAACUUGACAAUAUCUAUCAAUCUUCCUGCAAAUGUGACUGGAAAGACUAUAAGUAACUUUGAAGUUAUGGAUAAACUUCGUCAAAUGAUUCUUCCAGAUACAUUUUCAUUGCUCAAGGUAUCUAAAACAACUCUUGAGCUUCUUCGAUUCGAUGCUGAACUGGAUGAUCGUCAUAAGUUGAAGCAUGUAAUAGCUAGACUUGAUGGCAGACAAAUUAAGCUCACUGGAUUCACUGAAUAUGUAAAAGUUCGGUCAUUUGAAUCCAGAAGUCCAUUUCCAACAAAACAUGAUUGGGAUUCAUUCUUUCGUGAUGCUAAAAAUAUGGAUGAAAUGCACGCAGGCGAAAGACCAGACACAAUUUACAUAUCUAAUCUCCCAAUCCGAUGGUUCUGCCCUAGACAUCAUGAAAAUGAUGAUCAAGUUAAGCCUAGCGAAGUGCUAUUUAAGAGAAUCUUCGAGAAAUUCGGUGAAGUAAGGAUAGUAGAUAUUCCAAUCUGUGAUCCUUACCGUGAUCAAAUGAAGUCUGGCUUAACAGGACUUAAGAAUUUCGCAUUCGACAAUGAAACAUACUUUGAAGGAUACGUCCAGUUCGCAGAAUACUCAUCAUUUGUCAGGUGUAUGGAUGAAUUUAGAGCAAUGAAGCUAGUGCGAAAAGAUAAGGACAAAUUAGUCGCUGUCAAUAUAGAAGUUAAUUUUGAUAAGACUAAGCAUUUAAGUGAUGUGAGCAUUAGGAGACGAAAAGUUAUUCGUGAGAGAUUUAUGGAAAAAGAUAAGCAAAAAGCUGACGAAGAAGAAAAGAAAUUGCGUGCUGAACAAGAGAAACGUGAUAAAGAAAAGCAGAAAGAAGAGGUUCGUAAACAAAUUCAGGCAGAACGUAGAAAGCAACGCGAGGAAAGAAGAAAACAGAAGAACAUUAAGAAAAUCACAGAAUCUGAAAGUAGCGAUUUAACGAAGAAAAUCAUCAAGGAACAAAAAAAGCUUUUAAAAGCUCAACGAAAAAUGGAAAGUAUUCGUCUGCUGGAAGCACUUUUUGAUCGAAUCAAAUCAAAGUUUCCAGCAGAUGAUGUUAACGGUCCAACAAAAGGUUUUAAAGGUUUUGAUCUGCGCAAUAAACUAAAGAAAAAGAAGUCAAAGAAUAAAGAUUCAAAGAGUGAUGAUGACGGAUCACAAAGUGCUAGUAGUGUUAGUUCCAAUGAAAGUAGAAAGAAGUCAAAGAAACGUCGUGACUCGUCCAGUUCUGCAAGUUCAAGCUCAUCUGAUGAUGAAUCGAAUGGUCAUAAAAGCCGUUCUAAAUCAUCAUCAUUAAUGAAGCCUCAUCCCAAUAACAUGUAUUCGUCUGGAUGGAUGCCUAAUCCAGAUACAGGUGAGUGGUUUCCAGCACAAUAUAUGUACACACCAUUUUUCCCUGGAAUGGCACCUAUGCGACCCUAUUUUAAUCCGAAUUAUCGUGGAAAUUAUCCAAGACGUGGACGUGGAAGAGGUCGUGGAUAUUACAACAAUGAAACUAGCAGAUAUCAUCGGCGAUCCGAUGAUGAUUAUUAUAAUGAACAUGAUGAUAGACGUUCAUACUCGAGAUCUCCUAGACGUCGAUCUUAUUCAAGGAGUAAAAGCCGUACCAGAACACGUCGUCGACGAUCAUACUCAAGAAGUCGAAGCCGCUCAAGUCGUUCACGUUCAAAUCACAGACGCUCAAGAUCUCAUUCCUCACGAUCUCGUUCACAUUCAAAGUCAGAUCGUCUUCAAAGAAGCAUUUCAAAGCCAAAAUUGGUCACAACAUUAAGAGAUGGCAAUACAAAGAAAACUCCACCAACUAGACAAAAUGAUUCACGUUCAAGAUCUGGUUCUGGAUGGUCAUCAGACAAUGACAAUCAUAAAAGAAAGAAACGACGAACUUGGUCACGUGAAGCAUCUCCGUCUAAAGGUGGAAUAGAGACAAAUAAACUAAUGAAAAGUGCUCGCGAUAUUCAACGUCAUGUACAGCAGAAAUUAAAAGAGCAGCAAGAAGCUGAAGAGAGAAAAAUGAAGGAACAGGAAAAGCAAUUAGAAGUUGAGGCUGAAGAAAUUGAGAGACGAAUGGAGAAAGAGGCAAAUGGCAUUGAAAGUCCACAAAGUGACAAAAAUGAUCAACAAUCAGCUAAGACUCCAGAACUGUACACGCCACCACCUCAAGAAACAUUUACUCCAGAAAUCACGGCAUGAAUAAGUUUUAUUGCUGUUUUAUAACAAUUUUUUAUUAAUUUUAAAGUAGUAGACUCUUCAGAAGAAAAAGAAGAAGAAUAAAAACUAAGUUCAACUAAUAAUAAUUUUCAAGACGUACAAUUCAAGAAUCUAUAUGCUAAUUGAAUCCAAUGAAAAGUUUUAGGAGUAGAAGGUAAGUACUGAUGAUUGAUUUCCUCUAACAAGCAAUAUCGGAGGCAUAUCCGAAGUGAGCAUUUCUAGCCAGGACAUGUAAAGAGGUGCUGACACAGUUCCCUAAAAAAAUAACUCAAAUUUACUUAAUAAAUUCUCAACAUUAAUGAAUUUUUGAUUACCUGACGAGGCAUUGGCAAUGACAUGACAAUCAAUGAUGCCUGACUGGAAUGUUUCAUUAACAUUUCACGCAAUCUAAGAUGUCUGUAGGUUUUAUCUUCAAGUUGUUUGAAUUCCGUCAUUGUAACUGGAUUAUGUUCAUUUUGGCCUUCGAAAAAUCCAUUAAGUAAGUUCUGAUGCAUUCUAAUUGUCUCAUCUUUUGGUCUGUCAGUAAUUCCUUGAAGCAUUGUCAAGGAUGAGUAGUCAAUACGAAGUUUAGAAAGGAGUAAACUUACUUUCGUUCCUCAACUUCCAACUCAUGCUGUCUACUUGACAGUGCAAAUACUCUAAUUUUACAGUUUGUCCAAUUUGAACGAGUUGAGAUGAUGUAAGGUAGAAGCAUAGUCAAUCCACCAUCAUCAUAAAGCCACCAAACAUCAAUAGUUCCUUUCUGCUGCUUAAUAUUGAAAACAUUCAUUGCAUCCAUAACGUCUUUUGGAAUUGUAGUUCCACCUUGAGUAGCAUAAUUAAUCUCGCUAGAUGACAUUUGGCUUUGUUGCUUUUGGAGAUUUGGGAGGGGAGCUGGAGAUAUUUAAUGGUUGAUUAUUUAGAAGAAGUCUUAAAUGACAUCAAACUUUACCUUUUUGUGGAGUAUUAAUAGAUGAUGUGCUUGAUACCAUUCCUUCCAAAUUCAAAUUAGAAUCAACAUGCAUAAAUCUCGAAGUCUUAAUUUCUGGUGAAGUCUCAACAUCAGUUGAAAAGUUGACUGAUGUACUAUGUAGGAAGUUGUUACUUUCCUUAUACUGUGGGACGUAUUGUGCAAAAUCGAUUCCUGAUGGUAAGCUCAACAAUGCGACUGCUGAACGGCAAUCAAAUGCGGUACUAAAAUUAACAAAAUAUAAAAUUCACAAAUCAGUGGAAAGUCAUCAACAUUAAUCUUUCAAUCAAACUUACUGCAAACUGUUGAAGUAUGUUUGUAAAUCUCCGGGACUGGAUGUUCUCCAGUCAGCUUUGUAGCCCAUAAGUACGAUAUUGACUUGUAAUUUACCAAAACCACUUGCUUGGACCAAAGAUCGAACACCAUCCUCAAAAACAACGCUGUCAACAAGAUUGUAGAAUCCUUUGAUCUUUCUUGCAUUAAGCCAUUUCUGUGCAUCAUUGAUCAUUUCAUUGCGACGACGAUAUGAAAUCUUUUCUCUAACAACAUCACCUACUAUCAUUAAUGAAUGAUUCUUUGUGAUCAAGUGAGCCAAAUCAACCAAAGGUGGUCGAACAUGAGGACUUCCAGCAAGAACCAAAACUUGUGGAUGGUAAUUCUUAAUGUGAUCGCUAACUCGUUGUAAUCUAAGAGCUGCUGAAAGAGCUGUUUUGUAUGUUUGCUCUUGUGUACUGCUUCCCCAAUUAACAUCAGGUUUUCGAUACAUGACAAGUAAAUACAGAAGGAAUAUGAUGAUAAAGGUGAUGAGUGAAAAGAACCAAGACAGUAAAAACAUGAUGACGACACAAAGCAUACAUCCAAACAAGCUUAACCAUGCAUUAUAAUACUAAAUGGAAGAGAAAAUAUGAAGUUUAUAAAAAAGCAAAUCUAUUGACAAAUUUUAUAUUUGCUGAAAAAAUUAUAACUUACUCUGAACGUCGGACGCCAUCCAAGUGGUUGAACAAAGGCGGCAUGGAAUGUACAGAAGUUAAUAAGUGCAUAAGCGGCAAGAUAAAAGUUUGAAAUCAAUGGAGCAACAGCAUUCAGAUCAGCAAUUAAAAGGAAUAUAGCUGAGAGAACAAAUACAAGAACAUAUCCUCUGUAGGGCUCGCCAUUCUUGCCGUAAGGCUUUGAGAAGAAGAAAAGUCCAGGAUAGAUUCGAUCGACACCCAAUGCUUGAACUAAGCGUGGCACUGAAAGAAGAUUUGUGAGGGCUGUACUUAAUGUAGCGGCCCAACAUCCAGCGUAAAUAAGACCACCCCAAAUAGACAUAAGUUGCAUAACUGAGUAGCUGUUUUGAAGUCCAUAUUCGCAUGUCUGAAAAAAGGAUUCUUGUUAAUAAUUAUAUGCCUAUUAAAAUUCAAGGGAACUUACAUUAUUAGCCAUGCAUUCGAAUUGCAGCACCAGCAAAAAUGGCAAAUAAUACAUAAGAAAUUGUUGAAAUCAAUAAUGCAAGCAAUGUUCCUUUUGGAAUAGCUGCAGCUGGUUCUUUCAAAUCACCGCAAAUAUUAGCACCAGCUUGUAUGCCCGUCACUGAAGGAAAGUAAAUAGCGAAUACUGUAAGUAAGUUUUGAUUCAAUCCUUCACUAAAUCUAAAGUCUGGCUUUAAAUUUGAUUUCAAUACUUCCAUUGAAAAGCCAUUGAAUCCCUUCGCUACAUCUACGGAUGAUCUUGGUCCCAUCAAUGCGCCAAUCAUAAAAUCAAAUAUAGCACCAACAAUUAUCACGACUAAAACAUUUUGUGCUUUCACCUCCCAUUCCAUACCGACAGCACAAAUGAUAAUCAUAAUAACCAAUGCAACCAUUCCAACAAUUCUGACGUCGUUAACGCCUCCAUCGACGAUUUUUAAUCCAUGAUUUUUUAAAAGAUCAUUUAAUGAUUCACAAAAACCUAUCGUAUUCAUAGCAGCCGCUACUGCAUUAGCAAAGGCAAAAACAACUCCAACAGAAGCGCCGAAUUCUGGUCCUAGUGAUCGAGAAAUGAUGUAGUAAAUUCCACCUCCUUUAACUUCACCAUUUGUUGAAAUAGCUGAUAAAGAUGAUACAGUAAUAAGGCAAACGAUAGUCGAAAUUCCAAUGAUUCCAAGUGUUGUAAGAACUCCAGCUUGUCCAACAACCCAUGACAAACGCAAGAAGAGCAUAACUCCCCAUAUGUUGAGUAAGCAUGGAAUUAAAACACCUUGAAUCCAUCCUAAUUUAAAAUGUCCAUGUCCAGUCGUUGCAUUAUCAUCUCCCUCUGCUUCAUC
Molecule: messenger RNA, 5841 nt
Organism: Chironomus riparius
Lineage: Eukaryota; Metazoa; Arthropoda; Insecta; Diptera; Chironomidae
Source: the annotation of a GenBank genome assembly